This is a messenger RNA of Asterias rubens (European starfish), 4570 nucleotides long. RefSeq lists its product as uncharacterized. The record is from RefSeq and is a predicted model, not a curated record. NCBI's taxonomy places the organism in Eukaryota, Metazoa, Echinodermata, Asteroidea, Forcipulatida, Asteriidae. The coding region runs from base 485 to 3403 and encodes 972 amino acids. The transcript is spliced from 10 exons.
ACAAAAGUCCCCCAAUAUGCAAUUUUGAAUACAUUCUUUUGAAUUUUCAAUAUAUUAUUAAAAAAUAAAACGAUGAUAAAACUAUUCUAUUUUUUUAGGUUAAUUUAAGAAGGAUUCUAUGUUUUAUUCAAAAUACAAUGUUUACAAUUUGUUUACUUCUUAAUCUCUUGUCUUAAUAAUGGAACGGUGUUACUUAGCUUGAUUAAUUAAGUGAUAAACAAUUCACAAUUAUGAUUUCCACAACACUUACCCCCAUACUCUAACAUCAGUAUUUAUCAAAUAUAAUUAUUUUUUUAAUUUAACUUCUUUGAUAAACAACAAACCAUUUUUUUUAUUGGAAAUUAUAUUAAUAUUAUUUUACUUUGAUUAAUUGAUUUUAACACCUGUACAUUUUCUUAUGUACACAACAAAUCCCCAAAAGGAAAUUAAAACAACUAACAAUAUAACUGCUUUCAAAUUUUACAUUUUAUAGGUAUAGAAUAAUAUGAGUGCCCAGCAUGAACAUACAAGAAAUCUAGAGAAAUUAUGCAGAGUGUGUGGCAAUGCUAUCCGAAAAUGGAAAAACAAAAGCAAAAAAAAUAAAAGAUGCAGUGCUUACUCAGAAAAGAUACAAGUAAAAUAUGGAAUUAAUAUCCAAGCUGAUGAACAUCAUCGCCAUCCCUCACAAAUCUGUCACCUUUGCUACUCAAAUUUGUUCCUUCCAAAACCCCAUCACCCCCCCAAUGAGUGGCCUCCCCAUCCUGAAAGAGGAACUUGCACUGUGUGUGCUAAAGUUGAUGAAGUGAAAACUGGACGGCCUGCAGCCAAGUAUGCCAGACUGGAACGACUCGAUACAGAUGAGGCAACAGCCAAAGAAGUAGUUUCUCAGCACUUCAACACUUUGGCUGAGACAACCACAAUAUUUGUUCGUGACAACUUCACAACAGAUGAGUCAUCGAUAUGUUGUCAAAUUUGCAGCCAAAUAUUGAACAGACCGGUUGAAACACAGUGCCAUCACAUUUUCUGUUUGGACUGCUUACAAGUAGUGUUUAACCGGUCAUCAUCGUCAUCAGUACUUUGUCCAAGCUGUCACAAACAUACAAGUCUGAAGGACACCAGCCCUGUCCGAGAAUAUUUUUUAAAUAUUCUCGGAAAUGCAAAAGUCACCUGCAGAACCUGCAACCGAAGCAGUUGGCUAAAUAGUACAUCUAGCCAUGAUUGUAAGGACCCUCUGACAUCACAACAUAUAGAUGAACACAUAUUCAGAGACCUCAUCAAGAGAAAUAUGUCUGCGUCUGGAAAGUUGGGUCAGCAGGUGACAUCAACUUUGUUGAAACAACAAAUACAAAGUGAUGGAGGAACAGUUAGGCUUUCUACAGGUGGAAAGGCAAUGUAUGUUCAACGCAUAACUCAUCCGAGAAAGUCGAGCGAUGACGUUUCAAAACGAACACUCUUUCGGCGAACAAAACUUGUGAAAGAUAAACUCCAAGAAGUCAGUGGGAACAAGGCUACGGAACAACUAAGCCACAUGCUCAGAACAGCUACAAGGCACGAUCUUCAGCAUCUGUUAAAGAAGAUCAAAUUCACCACAUAUAUUCCACCUCUAGAGGAACUGGCUCUAAAAUCUGACAUAAGUCUGUCAUGGGCUGCCCUUCGUGAACUCAAGCUGUGGUUGAGACAGUACAAUAUUAUUAUGGCCAACGAACAGACAACCCGAAAAGUCAGCCAAAUGUCUGUUGGACAAGACAUCUUGGAGGGAGAGAGACUGCCCUUUGUUGCGAAUGAUCACGGAAGCCUUGUCAGCAAGCCCGCUCCCUGUGUCUUCAUUACAGACUUGAAGAAAUACGUCUUGGGUCUGUUGGAUGAUUAUGAAAGAUGUGGAAAGUUGCAAUGGACGGAAGGGAUGCCAAAAGAGGAGAUCUGGUUGAAGCUAGGAGGGGAUAAGGGGGGCGGGAGUUUCAAGAUGAUGCUAGAAGUCGCCAACAUAGCCAACCCUAACUCACGCCGUGACACAAGUGUCAUUUGUGUCUACGAAUCAUCGGACACUGCCCCAAAUCUUCAUAUCGCACUUGAAAAGUACAAAGAACAAGUGGAGUCAAUAUCUAAUACAUCAUGGAGGGGAAAGAAGCUCGUUGUGUUCCUCUUUGGAGAUUACGAGUUUUUAUGCAGGAUGUACGGUUUAUCAGGACCAAGUGGUCGUCACCCCUGCUUGUGGUGUUGUAUCACUAGUAAAGAUAUGGCUCUCCCAAAGGCCAGUAGACCACCUAGCGAUGAACGUACUCUACAGAAGAUCUCCAAUGACUACAAACGAUUCACAGACGCUGGCAGCCUACUCAAGAAUGCCAAGAACUGCAACAAUGUCAUCGGCAAGGUGUUCUUCGACAUACCAACCACUUUUGUCUGUCCACCAUCACUGCACAUAAGCCUUGGUGUAUGGUUCAAGCUAUUCACUCUCUUCGAAGAAGAAUGCAACGGACUGUUGGAAAAUAUUGUUGAGGCACUGGCAGAGAGUCCCCAGACAGUACCCUCCUUAGCCAAUGGACCAUUCCCAUUGUACGUGGCCAAGCGCUGUGAGGUUGUUACAGCAAAGAACAGGGCUCAAGAAAUAGCAACUGAGAUUGAUGAGCUAAGAGAACAAAUGGCAGUGGUAAUGUUGAUCGGUGAAGAUGUUGAUGUAAAUGAGGUGAUGACCGACACAACAGAUCAAAUCAAGACACUGCAAGAGGAAUUGGAUAGACAGGAAGCAAUAGCAGCUGCCAACAUCAAACAACUACCCUCCGAGCAAAACCCACUACUAAUCAAACUGGAAGAGACACUUCAAGAAAUCAAAGUCAGGCGGCAAGCUUAUUAUUCAAACACAUUCAUUGGCAAUCAUGUGCACAAAUGCCUAAAGGAGGUGAACAUCCACAAACUAACAUCGGUGAUCACUGAUGAAACCUCUCGGAUUUGUCCAGCUAAAAUGAAUGAAGCAAAAUGCGUUGCAAACAAGUUUGCAUCAAUCUUCCAUCUAUUUUCACAAUGUCACAACGUGUACAAUGCGAGCAGAUAUCUCAGUGAAACAGAAAUUACAAAGCUUGAUGAAAAUGUUCGUGACUUUCUGCAUUUCUUCCGCUGUAACUUCCCUUCAAAGUCAAUCCCACCCAAAAUGCACAUGAUGGAAGAUCACAUCAUACCAUUCAUCAGACGUACUAAACACGGCAUGGGUCUGCUGUGUGAACAAGGAGGAGAAUCCAUGCACGCUGUAUUCAACAUCUUGGAGAGACGGUUUGGUGGCACACGCAACACGAAGAAGAAGGACCCCGAUCUUCACAAGCUGCAGUGCAUCAUGCGGGAACACCUCCUCAACGUCAACCCGUCCAUAGCAAAUCUCUGUCCACAAAGAAAGCCACGGAAACUUGCCAAAUCAUCUGCUAGCAGAAAUUAAUCCCGAUCCCAAUAUAAUUAUAUAUUCAAUAUUGGCGAUUUCAAGUAGUACUCCAAAUACAUCAACCAAGUUAUUCACUUUAAUUUAUGAUGUUACUUCCAGUAUCUCAUGAAAGUUUGUUAUUUUACUGACAAAAGUUGAACGAAAAAAUUGAAAAACUAAAGUUGUUUGCGUACCUGUGACUUGGCCACACCACCACCAUGGAUGGAGGAAUUGAAGGAAACGUACCCACACUUGAGUUUCAGAUAUUGAUAAAAAUCAUGGCACCCCCAAAAACCAAGCCAAGCCAGAAAUUGUCACAUCGUUAGUUAUUUAUGUUUGACAGUUUUACGGUUUUAUUUCUCAGUUGCCUUAUCUCAAAAAAGUCUUACGUAUCCUCUAUAUGUGAUAUGGAAUAAUCGAGUGCAUUAUUCAUCAUGGUAGACCCAUACAACUACAGUAUCUACUCAAUUACAAAUUAACCACCUGUAUUGUUUUGCCAUGUGAAGCGCCCUCCUUGUCAUGACGUGUGCUAAAAAUGGGUAUUCACAAAAUAAACAGAAGAGUGUUUUGAAAGCGUUUGCACUUUUAAUUAUUGUAUUAAUAUAUUAUUAAAUACAUAAUACUUACGUGUGAAGUCCAUUUUUCCCGGAGGAAAUUCACGUUACUUAGAUUUUGACGAUUCAAAUUGGCUAAAAAAACCAUCCCGUCACAGCCCCAGCUGAUACAAAUCCACACACACACCGCCCACGGUUUACCAUUCCAUCCACACGGCCGCAUAAAAAAACAUGGCCACUUGUAUAUUUAUUUAAGAACUAUGACCUCUUUAUCAUAAAUAUUCAUAGCUUUGGUUCGAAAGUUUAAUUAGUCCACUAGAUUUGCUGUUUUGAAUAGGGGCGUCUCUCCGAACCCUUUUCGGUUACAACCGUUGUUUUGUUUAAGAUUUUGACACAAGAGGGCGCUCUUCAAGCAGCAGAAAUCCACGCAUGCGCAAAACAAUUUGUCAGUCGGAAAUCAGCGGUGCCCCCACGGCCAGACCUCCCCAGACGCACUGAACUCCCCGUUCUUGCUCGUACGAUGUAGGAUUUUAGCGGGGCCAGUCUAGUAAUGCGAAUACUUUGUACACGAAAGAAUGUCUAGUACCCGUUUUACUAAUACUAAUAGUGCAUGUGAUUCUGUAGUCGUGUG